Molecule: messenger RNA, 1737 nt
Organism: Pediculus humanus corporis (human body louse)
Lineage: Eukaryota; Metazoa; Arthropoda; Insecta; Psocodea; Pediculidae
Exons: 3
Coding region: 1-1737 (578 amino acids)
Source: RefSeq, a predicted model, not a curated record
AUGAAGCCUCCGUCGACGAUGAAGCCAAGUUAUUUCGAUGCCAUAAAAAAGGAUUCUAUUCAUUCUAUGUCUCUCAUGUGGCCUCAAACGACGAAACAGGCGUCCGUCGUAGAAGAGGAAAAGAUGAUGCCUCCGCCGCCCGCUUUGAUUCCCAUAUCUCGUCGUUCCUCCGCGUCUACUAUGAUUAUGCCCGACGGCGAGGCGGAAUUAAAAAUCGAAAUAAUUGACGAUGUCGGUCAGCAUAAUAAGCAGCACGAUCAGCAGCAGAGUUCUUUGUCGCCGUCCGAUGUUCAGGGUGUGGAUUUGAGUAUGAAAACUCCUUUGCUGCGACAUUUGGUUGAUAUACCGCCCGUUUCGGUAGGGUCGCUUGGAAUAGAUAAAUAUUUUCCCAAAGGUGACUCCCGUCCCGCCCAAAAAUCGUCUUACGUGUACGUGUCCGAUCAAGAGGAGAGGCAUCAGUUUUUGGAUGAGGAUCUUCUUCGUCCGCCAUCCGCUAAAAUCCCAUCGCUAGAAUUUUCUGUUCAAAAUCCCGAUUUGUCCGCGGCGUUUCCCAGAGGUUCGACGCAAUGCGUUACCCCGAAUUCGACCGUCAUUCAUUCGUCGUCUGGACUCAGUGAGUCUUCCCAACCCGGCGAUAAUAAUUCCGUGAGCGAUUACGAUGCUUAUCCCAGAGUUCGAAUAUCGAGCAUGUCACAAAAUUACAAUCAUUCAAAUUCGUACAAUGAAUCCAGAUCCAUUGUCAUGAGGGUUUAUAAUUCCGAACUUUCUCCCAUGGUACUUUCUAAUGACUGCUCUAUCGACAAUGCUAUGUCCUCGGUGGUCAAGCAAGCUGUUCGCGAUAUGGAGUCCGCAUUUUACUGCCAAGCCACGACGCCCGCCACGAGUUCCGUGACUCAAGUCACGAGUAAUAAUUCAUCGGGUGGUUUGAAUUCAUUGGUGUGCCCGGACUUGAUAGCACCCACUCAGCAAACGAGGAAUCUGGACGAUUUUGUCAAUUGCGCUGCCGAGUCCCACAUCAGUCCGAGGAACGACUCGUUCAUGGAACCCAAUCCGAUGUCGCAGUCGCAGUCUCAGUCGCAGUCGCAAUCGCAGUCAUCCUCCGAGAAAAAUCCAACGACGGAAAACACGUUCGGAUCGAGAUAUCACAUCGAUUCUCAUAAUUUGCUAUCCGAAGCAACGGAAAUGGUGGCAGACGUGUCGAAAGAAAAUCAACAGGGAGCCAACGAAAUGUUGCUCGAUCGCGGUAGUACGAACGCGACUUUCGACAGUUUGGUUUCGUCCGUAACGACGCAAAUAUUGUCGGGUACGGAUAAAAUAAACGAUGUCACGUCGGGCUCUUCUUGUUUGAAUACCCUCAUGAGAGCAUCGUCGAAUUCUAGUCCCGCCACCCACGUUCAAACCCCAUCCAUGUCGUUUUCCCCGACGAGAGAUGAAGACAAACCGUCGGCUUUGAUUUCGCCGGGUAGUCAACCACGUUCGCCGAAAGAUCCGUCGUACGGUUCUAAAACCGACGAUGCCAAUACCGACAUGGGAUCGCGAAUGAAAUCCUCCGCUUCGACGGCGGUACCACCUUUACCCGUUAAAAACAUGACGGAAACGGCUCAGAAAAUAGGAGAUAUGAUUGUGCCCGGAGGACCCCCUCCUCCUCUCACCGGAAUGGUACCCCAAGAAAUGGUCAAAAUGACGGACAACGAUUUGAUAAGUUACAUCAAUCCGAGCUGUUUCGAUCAAGGUUAG